AUUCUAUAUAUUUCUUGGGGCGGACAGCUCAUUACGCAUGUAACUGCGUUGCUGUAUAAAUUGUGCAGAUACAAUUGUAUCUUUUGUCUGUCGUAUUAGCAUUUGAGAACAUUUGGGAUUCUGCUUAGGCAUACAACACCGCCAGGCAUUAGCUAAGGAUGCUGGCUCCCUUUUUUUCUCCAUUUUGUUGUUUUGUUUUUUGCAUGCAUAUUAUAUCUCAUUCGAGCACUUUUGAUUUCAUUAACUGAUAGCCAUUCCCCGCCGCCCUGGCCGCAUAAAUAUUUAACAAGCCCGUCAGUCAGAAACGUUCUUUUGUUUAGCAUUUUGGCGGGGCGCUCUCACACGUGAGCCGAACGUAUUGAUCUCGUUGUGCGGGGUAUCUGUAUCUUGCAGAUACAUCUCGUAUGCGAAAUACCCGUUUGUGCGUGCUCUCCUCGCGAUCUUUUCGCUGCCUCGCGAUCGUUCUCUGCCCGGCAAUGAUGUCUCUAAUAAAACCCCGCACUUCAGUUGGCAUUCAGUUUCGCGAAAGUCGCUUGCAAGCGCACCUCGUUCCGACUCCCCCAGGUUCCAAAAAAAAAAAACUUUAAAAACUAAGUCCGAAAUCCUAAAAUCCCAAAAAUCCCGCAGUUAAAAUUCUCGCAGAAAUGGAGCAAGAACUGCCGAUAAAGCGAGCCAACAAGGCGCCCUGCAAAAACGAUCGAAAGGCCUAUCUGCAGAAGGUGAUGCUGACCAGCAAAGUGAAAAUGGGAAAAUUUUAUACGAGUCAGCGGCACAGUCAUAGUCUGUUCAUUUUCAGCAUAAUACUGAGAAAAAUUUUAUAUAGAAAACCAAAUGCUUUAAUGGGCUCAUUCAACUCGGCGCCCAAGAUCAACAAUGUGGACUCGCAGGACGAUGGACUGGAGUUGCCCACGGGUCUGAGCACUUUUGCUCUCCUCCAGCAUGUCCAGCAAUUGCGCGGCGGUGGAAUCGAGCAGCCCUCGCUGCUCACCCGCGGCUUCCUGAAACCGCUCCUGGUGCACGAGGAUGUCGCCGACGGACUGCGCUGCCUCCAGCUCAACUCCUUGUCGAGGGUUUGCAGUGCACCAGUUGAGGGCGAUGCCUCGCAGAACAUUCGAUUGCUACAGUGGAACAUUCUUUCGCAGACUCUCGGCCAGCACAACGAUGGAUUUGUGCGUUGUCCCGAGGAGGCGCUCACCUGGGAGCACCGGAAGUACCUGAUUGUCCAGGAGAUCCUGCAGAACCAGCCCGAUGUGAUCUGCCUGCAAGAAGUAGACCACUUUAAGUUCCUUCAGACGGUGUUGGGUAGCCAAAAUUACGCGGGCAUCUUCUUCCCGAAACCGGAUUCCCCUUGUCUGUAUAUCGAGCAGAACAACGGACCCGACGGCUGUGCCAUUUUCUAUAAGCGUGAUAAGCUGGAGUUGCAAGGAUAUGACACCAGGAUCCUGGAGGUGUGGCGGGUGCAGAGUAACCAGGUGGCCAUCGCCGCUCGGCUGCGAAUGCGCUCCAGCGGUCGGGAGUUCUGUGUGGCCACCACCCACUUGAAGGCCCGACACGGUGCCCUUUUAGCCAAGCUGCGGAACGAACAGGGCCGGGAUCUCAUACGGUUUGUGAAACAGUUUGCCGGUGAAACUCCUCUGCUGCUGUGCGGUGAUUUUAACGCUGAGCCCGUAGAGCCCAUCUACGCCACGAUCCUGGGCUGCGAUCUUCUUCGUCUGGGCAGUGCCUAUGCUGAUGUGAAGCUGGACCGCGAGGAGAUCCUGCAGCCCAGCGAGGAUGUGGCUGAGUUCGUGUCGGAUUCGAUGAAACGAGAGCCACCCUACACCACCUGGAAGAUCCGCGAGGAGGGCGAGGAGUGCCACACCAUCGACUACGUCUUCUACACUCCCGAUCGUCUCAAGAUCAAAAACUGUCUAGACUUUCCGGCCGGCGAACAGAUCGGCAAGAACCGCACGCCCAGCUACCAAUAUCCAUCGGAUCACUUUUCCCUGGUGUGCGACUUCGAGCUGCUACCUUCAAUGGAAAACGGAAAGGAAAGCGAUGGGGAAAAUGAAACGGAAGCGGAGGGCAGCAAACAUGGAUCCAUUCAGUAGAAGACUCCGGAUUCAGAAUUUACCAGAGGAGAAGUUUCAAUUACAUUACAUCGAUUGUGAUAUUAGUUGUUAGAUACAUUUUAGCCUCAUACAAGAGCGUUGCACGACAGUUUGCAGCUUUUACAAAUGAUAAUCCAAAAUUCACAAUAAAUAAAUUACUAAUAUGGAAGAAAGUCAA
Drosophila rhopaloa is the source of this 2268-nucleotide messenger RNA. RefSeq names its product nocturnin (gene cu). Bases 645 to 2090 code for a protein of 481 amino acids. NCBI's taxonomy places the organism in Eukaryota, Metazoa, Arthropoda, Insecta, Diptera, Drosophilidae. The transcript is spliced from 7 exons. The record is from RefSeq and is a predicted model, not a curated record. Gene Ontology annotation, molecular function: 3'-5'-RNA exonuclease activity.